GCCGCUGCCCUGAGGGGUGUUUCUCCGGCACUGAGGCGGCUUCCGGUGGGGCCUGACCGGGUCACCCGCGCCUCUGCCCGCUGCCUGCCUCGGCUCGUCCGCUGGGGAUUGGAGUGGAAGUUUUGUCAGAUUCUUGUUCUCGUACUACUAAAAUUAUCCCUAACUAAAGAUGCAUCCAGACCUGUCUCCUCAUCUGCACACUGAAGAAUGUAACCUAGUUAUCAGUCUGCUCAAGAAGUGUCACAAGGAGCACUACAUUUUGAAAUUUUUUGGCCAUUGCAAUGAUAUUGACCAUGAGAUGCGGAAGUGCUUAAAGAAAGAGUAUGAAGAAAACAGGGCCAGGAACCGGGCGAUGCGACAGAAGCUAAUUAAUGCUCACAAAAACUCAGAGAAGUGAGCUGUACUGUAGUUGGAUGGCUGCAUCUCAGUAGGGAUACUCAGUUGCGUGUUGACAAAAUACUUCUCUGACAUCACCAGUGUUCAGCCUGUGGUUUGUGAAAUGGUGAAGAAAUAAAUGCACCUAAUACAUAUUUACUCCUAUCAAGGCAAACAAUGUAGAAAAAAAUAAAUAUAAUAAAUGAGCACUCACACUUAAUUUUUGACCUCUAAAAGAAAACUAUUCUGGCAAGUCUUUGUUCUUGCAUGGUUUUGUUAUGAUUGCUAAGUAAUGAGGAAUCAGUGUGUGUGGAGUAUUAUGUAUUCAAAGCUGCUAUAUUCCCUACCUUGUGUUGAGUUGUAUUUAUUUCUGUGUGUUUAGCAGUUUCCCUUUCAUAUCUUGUUUUUUGCCUUUUUUUUUCCUUGUAAAACACUGUAUGACUUUUUCCAUUGCUCUUCAUUGUGUUGUGAUAACACUGCUAAAAUGAAUUAGUAGAAAGAAAUUUUAAACAGAUGUGGCUUGAAAUUGAAAAUUGCCUGUCAAGUAAUAACUGGCAUUCUAGUAUUUUUAUUUGAGCUAAAAUGAUGAAAGUACCAUCUUCCACUGAGAAGAUUAAAAAUCCUUCCUUCCAACCAUACAUACAGUGUAGGCUGUUGUAAGACAAUUUGUUCAUCAUACCCAAAACAAGUGGCUUUAGAAAUUCAGAAUGGAACAUUUACAGGGAUUUACAAAGCUUUGCCUUGAUUUUUGUAGUGUACAAUCAAUGUGUGCUGAGUGUUUUUUGAAGAGUGCUGCCAAAAAUACAAGCUAAAUAGUUCUUCCACAUAAUCUGCUACAAAGGUGAAGUCAAAUUAUGACUAUUGCUGUUGAAGGAAAACUCACAUUGAAGUGAAAGAAAGCGUAACUUGCCUUUCAGUUAGGCAAGGUAACUAGUAUUGUGUUAACCAAGUUGCCUCAGUAGCCUACAAGAGCUGUUUGUUUGCUAUCAAACUGCAGAAAGUCCUCAACAAGUCUCUGAAUUCAGAAGAUUUGAUAUUAAAACGUGUUGGCUUGUGCAGUGAUGGAGCUGCUUCUCUGGGUGUCUGCUGGAUUCACCUUAUUUUUAAAUGACUUUUCUGUUAUGCCUAGCAAGAAAAGACUAAAAAAAAAAAUAAUAUAUGGAGCCAAAUAUAUUAAGUGUCUUUAAACCUUCUGAAAAAAGGGUGCCUAUUCUACGAUGAAUUGUAUGGUUUGUUGUAAGAACCAUGGUUGACACUCGAUCUUGUAUUUUGUGAUCUAUUUUGAAAGAUUCACUAGAUAAAAUAAUUCUCUUUAUUUUUCAAUACCUGGGUGGACGCAGUUAAAUUGGUAAAACUUAAUCACAGAUGUUUUCAGUGGAAGUUCCAAGAAAAAGUGAAGCAAUUGUUUCUGCAUCUUUUGACAAGCUGUCUGCUUUCUUAGAACAAGUGAUGCAUUAUUUGAAUUAAAUACUUGAGUGGUUGGAA
This is a messenger RNA of Tyto alba (common barn owl), 1860 nucleotides long. It is a transcript of the gene CMC2, whose product is annotated as C-X9-C motif containing 2. The record is from RefSeq and is a predicted model, not a curated record. NCBI's taxonomy places the organism in Eukaryota, Metazoa, Chordata, Aves, Strigiformes, Tytonidae. Gene Ontology annotation, cellular component: mitochondrion. The transcript has 4 exons. Bases 170 to 397 code for a protein of 75 amino acids.